AUGUUUCAAGAUUUUCAUGAAAUUCAUCCCGUGAUGAAAUCGGAUGCUUGCAAAAAGAUCUUCUUUCAUCCAAACAGCAUGGAAAAUUUGGAUGAUUCAACAAUAUUGAAUGCUUUUAAAGAAUUUAAUUUUCCAGUCUUUCAACACUUGGAUAUAAAGAACGUUGAAAAUCCUCCAACAAGUUUGGCUCAGCCAUUAAUCUUAAUGCAGUCCUACAUGCUGUUUGAAAGAUACAACAAGAUGAAAAACGAAAAGAAUCUUCAUCAGGAAGAACAAACUCUAUGUAUGUUGGGCCAUUCACUGGGAGAGUUCACUGCAAUGACUGCCGCGCAAGGCCUCACAAUAGAGGAGGCUACAAGGCUUGUCCACGAAAGAGGUUUAUCCAUGGAAAGAAAUAUUACCAAGGAACAAGAGAAGGAAAUGGCAAUGAAAGCCAUUAUUAAUGUGCCAGAACAACUCAUGAAGGACAUUGAGAAUUAUUUGCAGUAUGGUGCAACUGGCUCUGAAGCACUUGCUCUGUGUUGUGAUAUGGCAAAUAUUAAUACUCCUCAACAAGUGGUCCUGAGUGGUAGAGUGGCUGAUAUUGACAAACAAAUACAAGUAUGGCAAGAAAAUUACAAAUGUAAAUUGAGAACGGUGCCACUUAAUGUGCAUCUACCAUUUCAUUCGAAAUAUUUAAAGCCUGUAGCGAAUGACCUAAAGCUGGCUUAUGAGCAAAUCAAUUUGAAAAACAGAGAACUUGCAUGUCCAAUAGUAUGCAAUCUCAAUGCCAAGUUCGUCCAAAACUUGGGAGAAAUGGUGUUGAGUUCAAUCGAUCAAGUGUACAGCCCUGUUCUUUGGAACAUGUCCAUUCAAAACAUUGUUAAACAUGUGACGACCAAUCACAAAGGAACGACAAAGCUUAAAUUUAUAGAGUUUGGUCCCCAGAAAAAGCUCGAGCCCAUGAUAAGCAAGUGUUAUGCAUCAAUGGCAAGUGUUGGAAAUGUAGCCAUUGAAGGAGUAGCUAUUACUAGUGUGAAUGAUAUUGAAAAGUACUUGUUUUAG
Molecule: messenger RNA, 1044 nt
Organism: Naegleria lovaniensis
Lineage: Eukaryota; Heterolobosea; Eutetramitea; Acrasida; Naegleriidae
Exons: 1
Coding region: 1-1044 (347 amino acids)
Biological process (GO): fatty acid biosynthetic process
Cellular component (GO): mitochondrion
Molecular function (GO): [acyl-carrier-protein] S-malonyltransferase activity
Source: RefSeq, a predicted model, not a curated record